This is a messenger RNA of Archocentrus centrarchus (flier cichlid), 2532 nucleotides long. RefSeq names its product Sep (O-phosphoserine) tRNA:Sec (selenocysteine) tRNA synthase (gene sepsecs). The transcript has 12 exons. Bases 129 to 1586 code for a protein of 485 amino acids. Gene Ontology annotation, molecular function: O-phosphoseryl-tRNA(Sec) selenium transferase activity; tRNA binding. Gene Ontology annotation, biological process: conversion of seryl-tRNAsec to selenocys-tRNAsec; selenocysteine incorporation. The record is from RefSeq and is a predicted model, not a curated record. NCBI's taxonomy places the organism in Eukaryota, Metazoa, Chordata, Actinopteri, Cichliformes, Cichlidae.
UCAGCGGUCACGUGACUGUGUACUACUGUCUGUCUCCAUGCUUCUCUCUCGUACAUACCUUCGUGCAUGUCUGUUCUUAGUUUGAAGUUCAUGAGAAACACGAAGACGCUUUUUGGGAAAGCCGCGAGAUGAACAGCGAAAACUUCACCCUUAGCGAGAAAAUUGUGUCACCCUCCUACAUCCGGCAGGGGUCUCAGGCUCGUCGCGGCCAUGAGCAGCUCAUCAGGCAGUUACUGGAACAGGGAAAGUGUCCAGAGGAAGGAUGGAGUGAGAGCACUAUAGAGCUCUUCCUAAACGAGCUAGCUGUUAUGGACAGCAACAACUUCCUUGGUAAUUGUGGAGUCGGAGAGAGGGAAGGCCGGGUGGCAUCCAGCCUCGUGGCAAGACGACAUUACAGGCUGAUCCACGGCAUCGGCCGGUCAGGUGACAUUGCUGCUAUUCAGCCUAAAGCUGCAGGAUCCAGUCUGCUCAAUAAACUGACCAACUCAGUUGUACUGGACAUCUUAAAGCUUGCAGGUGUCCGGAGUGUGGCAAGCUGCUUCGUGGUACCCAUGGCUACAGGGAUGAGUUUGACUCUGUGCUUCCUGACCCUUCGUCACAGGAGACCCAAAGCUCGCUAUAUCAUUUGGCCUCGCAUCGACCAGAAGUCCUGUUUCAAGUCUAUGAUCACAGCAGGCUUUGAACCUGUGGUCGUGGAGAACGUACUUGAGGGUGAUGAGUUGCGGACAGAUUUGGAGGCAGUUGAACAAAAGAUCGAAGAGCUUGGGGCUGAAAAUAUCCUGUGUGUUCAUUCAACGACUUCCUGCUUUGCCCCACGGGUACCUGACAGGCUUGAGGAGCUGUCAGCUCUGUGUACCAAAUAUGACAUCCCUCAUAUAGUUAACAAUGCGUAUGGAGUACAGUCAUCUAAAUGCAUGCACCUCAUCCAGCAGGGGGCUCGUGUGGGAAGAAUCGAUGCCUUUGUACAGAGCCUGGACAAGAACUUUAUGGUUCCAGUAGGUGGUGCUAUAAUUGCAGGUUUUGAUGAAUCCUUCGUACAAGAGAUAAGCAAGAUGUACCCAGGGCGAGCAUCGGCUUCACCUUCCCUCGACGUCCUCAUUACCCUUCUCACCCUGGGAGCCAGUGGCUAUAAGAAAUACUUGUCAGAAAGAAAGGAGAUUUAUUCAUUCCUGGCUCAGGAGCUGGAGAGUCUGGCCUCUGCACAUGGGGAGAGGUUGCUUCACACCCCACACAACCCCAUUUCACUGGCCAUGUCACUAGAUGGUCUCCAGGCCAGCAGCAACAAGGCGGUGACUCAGCUAGGCUCCAUGUUGUUCACCCGACAAGUGUCAGGAGCCAGAGUAAUCCCACUGGACAUGGAGCAGACCAUAAGCGGACACACAUUCCGCGGGUUUAUGUCACACUCGGAGUCGUACCCAUGUCCCUACCUCAACGCUGCCUCAGCUGUGGGUAUCACUCGAGAAGACGUGACGCUCUGCAUCAAAAGGCUCGACAAAUGCCUGAAGGCUCUGAAGAAAGAGGGCAGUGCAGCAGAACGCAGUUCCCCGGUACCUUCAUCGAAGCAAGAGGUCUCUAUAGGAGAGUGACUGAACUGAGAGCUGAACAUUUCUAACAGCUGAACUUGACCCUGUGCUGCCUUUACGCAGUUCUUUCCUGAUUUGGACUCUGCUGUUUGUGUUAUGAGUCAGUUUUUGGCAAUGAAACUUGUGUGCAGGUGGUCAUUACAAAGGAAAGCAACGCAAGCUUAUGCCGCUGAUUAAUUCCCUCAUCGAGUGAUAAUUGGGAUAUUAAGAGGACAAAAUCUGCAUGCACAUGCUUCUUAGGAGCAUCUGGUCGUAAGCCACCGAUCUAAAUUUAGACCAGAUGUCUGUUAACUGUAUGUUGAAUUUUAAUUCAACAUUAAUUAUGCAUCCAUUUUUUUCUGUUUAAAUUGUGAGGGGAAAAAAUCAUAUUGCAUAAACAUCUUUGAGUUGAUCUUUGAGUUUGAAAACAAUAUUUUUUUUCUCAUAUUAAGCAGACAAAUGGAGCUCACCAUUAGGCUCUCCCAUCACUGAUAUAUAAAAUAGUGAAGCUGUGUAAUGUUGUGUUUUGCUGUGUCUUCUCCAGAGUAAGGUAAUGUGAUACAAAUGCUGCUGAGCCAUUAACUCCAUCUGAACCCUGUUUAUUCAGUUAGCUCAUUUAUUUUUAGGCUCUGUAACAGAUCACCCAGAACAGAUAAUCAAUGAUGUACACCAAACACAGAUCACUCCUGUGUUUAGCAGAGCAAAUAUUAUUAGUCUCAGUAAGAGGCCGUAGCGUUUGCAACAUUAAAAGGACAGUUCAUUCUAAAAUCAAAUGAACAUGUUUGUGCCUCUGGCUUGUAGUGCUUUAUCUGUGUGCUUUGUUUCAGUGCAAGUGGUCCAGUUGUGGAGAUGUCUGCCUUCUCGUUCAUAUAAUGCAGCUAAAUGUCUCUUUCUAGAAAUAAUCACCUGAUUAAUAGAAAGCAGGAAAAAAAAAAAAGGAGCAAAUUCAUGUGUCUUCUUGACACCAAAC